AUGGCUGUGGCAAGAGUGCCCAGCCCUCCACCACAAGAAGGUAACACUCCAGUGGCGGAAAGUUGGUGGUCAGAAGCAGUAAAAGUAGUGAAAUUCAGUUACAUGUGGACAAUAAACAAUUUCAGUUUCUGCCGAGAGGAAAUGGGUGAAGUAUUGAAAUCAUCAACCUUUUCAGCGGGGGCUAACGACAAAUUAAAAUGGUGCCUGCGAGUCAAUCCAAAGGGCCUCGACGAGGAAUCCAAAGACUACCUCUCCCUUUAUCUUCUCCUAGUCUCUUGUAACAAGUCAGAAGUACGGGCCAAAUUUAAAUUUUCUAUAUUAAAUGCAAAGAGGGAGGAAACAAAAGCUAUGGAGAGCCAAAGAGCGUACAGAUUUGUACAAGGAAAAGACUGGGGAUUUAAAAAAUUUAUAAGAAGAGACUUUUUGUUGGACGAAGCAAAUGGGUUAUUGCCCGAUGACAAACUUACAAUAUUUUGUGAGGUUAGCGUCGUUGCAGAUUCCAUUAACAUCUCAGGGCAAAGCAAUGCGGUACAGUUCAAAGUUCCAGAAUGUCGAUUAUCCGAUGAUUUCGGGUCGUUAUUCGAUAAUCAAAAAUUUAGUGAUGUUACUUUAUCCGUUUGCGGUAGAGAGUUCCAGGCACACAAAGCCGUUUUAGCUGCUAGAAGUAUGGUUUUUGCCGCCAUGUUCGAACACGCGAUGGAAGAAAGUAAACACAAUCGGGUAGAGAUCACGGAUGUCGAUCACGAGGUUUUAAGGGAAAUGUUACGUUUUAUAUAUACAGGCAUGGCUUCCAAUUUGGAAGAAAUGGCUGGCGAUCUCUUAGCAGCAGCAGAUAAAUACGCUCUUGAAAGGCUGAAAGUCAUGUGCGAAGAAGCUCUUUGCACGGGUUUAUCAACAGAAAAUGCUGCGGAAACCCUAAUAUUGGCUGAUCUCCAUACUGCUAAUCAACUCAAAGCACAAGCUAUAGAUUUUAUAAAUACGCACGCGACUGAAGUUAUGGAGACGUCAGGUUGGAAAUCCAUGAUAAAUUCUCAUCCGAAUCUUAUCGAAGAAGCAUAUCGAGCUUUGGCAACGCAACAAAAUCCUCCGAUCGGACCACCGAGAAAACGCGUCAAGCAAAGCUGA
Messenger RNA from Pediculus humanus corporis (human body louse), 1125 nucleotides. RefSeq names its product Speckle-type POZ protein, putative. Lineage: Eukaryota; Metazoa; Arthropoda; Insecta; Psocodea; Pediculidae. The record is from RefSeq and is a predicted model, not a curated record. The transcript has 8 exons. Gene Ontology annotation, molecular function: ubiquitin protein ligase binding. Gene Ontology annotation, cellular component: nucleus; cytoplasm. Gene Ontology annotation, biological process: proteasome-mediated ubiquitin-dependent protein catabolic process; regulation of proteolysis. The coding region runs from base 1 to 1125 and encodes 374 amino acids.